AUGGCUCUCUGGACUCCAUACGUGCAAGAGACCGCUCUCGAUUUAAGUCGGUCUACAGUGAAACGGGAACGAGAAUCUCCUAUAGUGGAAACAAUCAGUAGCACAUCACCAACUUACCCGGAUUACUCGUACGCAAAACAGUAUGCGGUGUCACCACAACAGUCUCUGCCAUUGAAUCCGGUGUACUACCCGGGAUAUGCAGACCAUCAGGCGUACAGUGUUCCAUCAGCUCAAAUUUCGCCGGAAUCAGGUGACUGUGCACCGCAGUGGUCACCGCGAUCGUACCAACAGAAGUCUGUCGGGUCAGCACCUUCGCCGCCGCAGUCGCCUGAGUUGUACGACAUAGAAUCUUUGGACGACGAUGUAGAAUACCAAGCGUUCGAAAGGGACGCUUUGAGAGCUAUGGCCGAGAAGAACGGUGGAUCGCUUCUGGGUAACAAUCCGCGCAUGCGCCGCGCCGUGCAGACUAACCAGGCUGCUGACGACAGCUACAGGAAACAGAGGGAAAGGAAUAACUAUGCAGCGAAACAAAGUCGCGACAGGAGGAAACUACGAGAAGUCCGCUUGGCUUUUCAAGUGACGUUCCUAAAGAAGAAAAUGGCGGAUUUACGUGCUAAGUUGGCAGCCGGCGUUUGUGGGCGCUGUCGCCAGAUCUGUGAAUGCUAA
Molecule: messenger RNA, 666 nt
Organism: Chilo suppressalis (striped riceborer)
Lineage: Eukaryota; Metazoa; Arthropoda; Insecta; Lepidoptera; Crambidae
Source: the annotation of a GenBank genome assembly